UUCUUUUUCCCUUUUACAAAACGCAACCGUCUGAUUGACGUCAAAAACAAACACCGGCCGAAGAAGUUUGAUCAAUAAAAAAAUCAAGGAACUAUAAACACAAAUUCUCAAUACUGGGUUGUCAAUUUUUGAGCAGUUGUAUCCUAAAAAUGGUCCGAGUAACCCAAACGGAAGACGAAAUUAAAAUCGUUAUCGAACUGAAUCGUUUGCUAAGCAGAAGACCGGAUAUUGUGUUAUUGCCGAAAUAUUUGAAAUUCAAUAACCCUCCAAUAUUCUUUGAACGCCAUCUAACAAACGAAAUUGAUGAAGCUGAGAGUUUUUGCAAAAUAUACAAAAGCGAAGCUCGUAUUGUUUUAAUUAAAAAAACAAAAGGACUUUGGCCUGAUGUUUUUCAAAAACUUACCAAAGAAGAACUCUCCCGCAAACGCAUUGAAAUCUCAGACCUCAUCAUCGAAAGGAAUAAGGAAAAGGACAAACAGGCUAUCGAGAGAUAUGAGCAGAAAAAACGAGCUGAAAUCGACAGGGAGAUACGAAGGGAUACGGAAAUAAGAGAACGUGUUAAAACUUUUGAAAGUCAAGAAUGCCGACAAGCAAUGAUGUUGGGUGUGAAAAAGGAAGCAUUCGUUAAGCCCCAUGAUGAGAAAAAAAUUGAAAGGCAAAGAGUGUUAAGUGCAAACAUAGUUAAUUCAAGGCCGAAAAUAAAGCAACCGGUGGAAAUACGUGCAACUGGAAAAAUCAAUUUUAACUUUUCUCAGUUUACUUCAAAGACACCAAAGAGGGAAUCACAGGAUGAGCAGAAUUGCCCUCAAACAAGUAGUUUGGAUUAAUUUUAUUUUUAUACAAAAUACCUUUUUUCCAAUAAAUUUUCCAAAUUUUAUAAUUCGAAA
Molecule: messenger RNA, 887 nt
Organism: Episyrphus balteatus (marmalade hoverfly)
Lineage: Eukaryota; Metazoa; Arthropoda; Insecta; Diptera; Syrphidae
Gene: Dnaaf4
Exons: 1
Coding region: 150-827 (225 amino acids)
Biological process (GO): cilium movement; inner dynein arm assembly; outer dynein arm assembly
Source: RefSeq, a predicted model, not a curated record